AUGAAAUGGCUUGAGAGAUUAGGUAUCCAUCGUCGUCGGCCCUCAUCAGAUCUCGAACUGCAGAACACCUCCGAGUCUCAAUCUGGUUCAACCCUGAGCCCACAAGAAAGCCAGGAGUCUACUAAUAAACCUUAUUCAGCAGAACGGUUGACAGAAUUUCCAAUUGAAGGUUUCUAUUCUAAUUUACGGCGUGAUUGUGGGAUUAUAGUGGGUCACCGUACCGAGGAGCUAAAAGCUUCAGGCUUAAAUGUGGAUCUCAUUGAAAUAGCUGUAGAAAGGCUUUUGACAGAAACUUUUGCUAGAGUCGAUAAGUAUCAAACCUGGGAGACGGCUAUGAUCAAAUCAACGAAUGAAAUGAGAAAUGGCUCAAAACCACCUUGGAGGCCAGAACCGAAGAAAUGGGUAGAAGAUCUUAAGCUCUUGAAAACCGAUCUCAAGAAAAUCUUUUGGGAGACAAAUUGGUUAUAUGGAGUAUCAGCGCUGUCUUCAGUUCCUUUUAAUUCGCUCAUGAAAGAAUUAGACGUCUGUAUUCAUGGUAAUCUCUCGCAACUCAGUUUGCUCUACACACGUGAGUAUCAAGGUGUCUGGUGGAAUUUUUACAUUAUGAACCAUUAUGGAAUAUCUAGAAUUGUUGAUAUACCAAAGGUCAUUGACGACCAUGCUCCAGCAGCAAGCUUUGCCGCCAUUUUUGUCUUCUUCUGGAAGAAUACUCCAAAACAAUUUGAGGAAAAGUAUCGCUACAGGAUACCAGUAUGUUUCGGUUUAAGCGUAGUUGCAUUUUUCAUUUUAGUGUCUUUGGCGAAUGGAAAUGUGCUCUUCUAUCUUUGGUCAUAUCACCCCGAUGUGAAACCAAUAUACGAGGAAGCGGCAUCAUACUUUGAGUGGCCAGACGAAAACUGGCCAUCUCCGCCAUUCUGUUCGAAAAUCAGGCUCCGCUUUUGGAGGAAGGGUGGAUAUCUUCCGCGGGUCGGACCACUUGUUGAUGGUGAACACAAGGAUAAGCAAGAGUAG
Messenger RNA from Australozyma saopauloensis, 1011 nucleotides. RefSeq lists its product as uncharacterized. The record is from RefSeq and is a predicted model, not a curated record. NCBI's taxonomy places the organism in Eukaryota, Fungi, Ascomycota, Pichiomycetes, Serinales, Metschnikowiaceae. The transcript has a single exon. Bases 1 to 1011 code for a protein of 336 amino acids.